AUAAUGUUACUGGGGUAAAGAUCAUCUCAGCAUGGUAUGGUGCAGGAGCGGCUGGGCGUUGGCGUGGGUGUCCUUAUCGGCGUUGGCAUGGGUCGCCUCGCUCCAGGAGACGGCUGCGGAAAGGCCCGCGGUAACCUGGACCGGCACCAGGCACCAAGGACGCCGCCACGAUUCCCCGGUCCGGCCGGCCACUUCCACCAGGAGGUCCUGGUGGGGGGAAACCGCCCCUUCCGACCGCACUCUGGCAGAGCGGACGUCCUGGGACAGAGUGUCUGCCCGUGAGUAUAGUGGGCACGUUGCGCCAAUGCCAAGGAGGCGCGAGGAAGAUGGCGCGCGGCACCACGCACGACAGAGUGCGCGCCAAGCCGCCUAUCGUCAGCAGGAAACGUCGAGCGACGUGCACCAACGCGCACGAGACUCCCAUGGGUCGCAGGCGGCACAAGCCAGGGCGCCUCACACACCAGCUGCCUCAGAGGAGAGCACAGCACGGUCCUCUGGCCCGCAGAACCGCCACGGCAUAAGCGGGUACCAGCACAGCGCCUCCGGACGUCCCAGAGAAAACCAGAGCGUGCCUCCGCGCACGCACUCCAGCUCUCGGUGGCAGCCGUACCAGAAGGCAUCACAAACGCCAUUUGGAAACGAGAACUCGUGGCGCAGGAUCCACGCGGCUCACCGGCCGCCGCGCCUUCCGCGAAGGGACAAGAGGCCGAACAUCGUCCUCAUUCUCACCGACGACCAGGACGUCGAACUCGGUUCCCUCAACUACAUGCCUCAACUCAUGAACCUUAUGAAGGACGGAGGCGCCUACUUCCCUCAGGCUUACACCACCACGCCCAUGUGUUGUCCGUCUCGUUCGUCCAUCCUCACCGGAAUGUACAUACAUAACCACGAGGUGUACACCAAUAACGAGAACUGCUCCUCGACCAUGUGGCAGCAGACGCACGAACGCCGCUCCUUCGCCACCUACCUCAACGACGCCGGCUACAGGACGGGUUACUUCGGGAAGUACCUGAACAAGUACAACGGGUCGCACGUGCCGGUCGGGUGGCGCGAGUGGGCGGGGCUGCUCAUGAACUCCCGCUACUACAACUACACCGUCAACAGGAACAACCACUGGGUCAAGUACGGCGACCAGUACCCAAGGGAUUACUACCCGCACGUGAUCACCAACGACGGGCUGCACUUCCUGAAGACGAGCAAGCGCCUGGACCCGUCGCCGCCCGUCAUGAUGGUGCUGAGCUACCCUGCGCCGCACGGGCCCGAGGACUCCGCGCCCGAGCACGCCCACCGCUACUUCAACGCCUCCGACCACCACACCGUGGCGUACAACUACGCCCCGAAUCCGGACAAGCAGUGGAUCCUGCAGUACACGUCGAGGAUGCACGACAUCCAGCUCAAGUUCACAGACCUCCUCAUGACCAAGCGCCUGCAGACGCUGCAGACCGUCGACGAGGCCGUACAUAGGAUAAUCCGCGCCCUGGAUUCCCUCGGGGAAUUAGACAACACCUACGUCUUCUACACCAGCGACCAUGGUUACCACUUGGGCCAGUUUGGCCUCGUCAAGGGGAAGUCGAUGCCCUUCGAGUUUGACAUCAAAGUGCCCUUCUUGGUUCGCGGCCCCGGCAUCAAGGCCGGAGUUCAAAUAAACAAAAUUGCUCUGAACGUUGAUCUGGCGCCGACCUUCCUGGACAUUGCCGGCAUCAAGCCUCCGCCACACAUGGACGGGCGCUCGCUGCUACCGCUGCUGAAGAGCGACCAGCCGGACUACGUCACCUGGAGGGACAGCUUCCUGGUGGAGAGCUCUGGUCGCCACCGGGAGGAGGACGCUUUGGAACUGAGGCAAAUUCGGCGGAUGCAGAGGGCGAAGGGUCUGGCGGCCUCGGCUGGCACUGAAGGAGGCCUCUAUACAUCCAAGCAUGAGAAGCUGGAGAUCGUGUGCGAGAGUGACGAAUACCGAGCCCCCUGCGGACCUCUGCAAAAGUGGGAGUGUGUUCGUGAGGGAUACAGGUGGAGACUGCAGAAGUGCCGCAACAGAAACAAGUGGCGGAAGCGCAACUGCGUCUGCGAACCUGACCUGGGAAUGGGAUACCUGGUCAAGCUGGACUCGGAGGAACGCCGAAAACAGAGGCUCUUCCUCAAGAAACAUGUAACCCAAGACCUGAAGAAAUACGAGCCAAAGUUCAUCAAAGCAUUCAGCGAUGUUGAUAGCAGUGAAGUUGCGGAACAGAGUCUUGGUAGACGAAUUCAGCGCAACUCCCGUUGGUCUGCUCAGCGGAAUCGCAGGCGCAGAUUCAGAAGGGACACUGACGAGCAACCAGUAGAGGAGGAUACUGAAUAUGGCGAUGGAGAUCCUACCAAGGACAAUGAAAAAGAUGAAGUGGAUGUGUUUGUCAGUGAAGAAGAAAUGAGAGCGAUCGAUGAUCAGAUUCACCAUCUCUCAGAUGAACUUGAAUCGUUAGAAAGUGUGAGCAGUACAACAUCCACAUCUGUUGCUGUUGGAAAUGAAUCUCUCUCUACAAUACCAUUACCAGGAGAGAAGACUGUGAAGCUUCGCCAUGGAUGCAGAGCAACUGGAACCUCAGUGGACUGCACUGAUGAAGUCUACCGAGAUCCACAUGCCUGGAAGAUGAGCAAGGAAGCCAUUGAUGAUAAGAUUCGAAGAUUAAGGCAUCAGCUGUUUAUGAUGAAGGGUAUAAGGAAACAUUUGCGAGAGAGCCGCCCAGACUCAGUUCUAAUUCCGGAGGAUUAUGAAUAUGAUGAGGAAGAAGGCACUGUUGGAGAUUAUGAUGUGUUAGAUGUGAACAGCAUUCUUGGCUUAGAUGGUGAACUAGACAUACCUGAUGAUAUGCUUCCUGAAAAUGAAGAUACUGAAGAAGAGGAUAAUGUUAUAGAGAAUGAAACACACACACACAGCUACAUGGAAGACACUGUGGAGGAGACCACAAUGAUGGUUGGAGAAGAGGAUGCUAAUACAGAGGAGGAAGAUAAUGAUGAUUACCAGUAUGUUACAACUGAGAGCAGUAAUUUUGAGGAGGAAGAAGUUCAUCAAGAAG
This is a messenger RNA of Penaeus indicus, 3053 nucleotides long. RefSeq names its product extracellular sulfatase Sulf-1-like (gene Sulf1). The transcript is spliced from 15 exons. Gene Ontology annotation, molecular function: glycosaminoglycan binding; N-acetylglucosamine-6-sulfatase activity. NCBI's taxonomy places the organism in Eukaryota, Metazoa, Arthropoda, Malacostraca, Decapoda, Penaeidae. The record is from RefSeq and is a predicted model, not a curated record. The annotation marks the transcript as partial.